Molecule: messenger RNA, 2190 nt
Organism: Diachasmimorpha longicaudata
Lineage: Eukaryota; Metazoa; Arthropoda; Insecta; Hymenoptera; Braconidae
Product: transmembrane and coiled-coil domain-containing protein 4-like
Exons: 6
Coding region: 105-1832 (575 amino acids)
Source: RefSeq, a predicted model, not a curated record
GACGACACUAUGGCGAAGCCUAGUAUGAAUAAUUCUCCAUAUCUGUAUCUUUAGCUCAAUGCAUUUUGAAGAUUUAUGUUGAGUAUUGGAGAAUUGUGAGCAUCAUGGAACAGCUGGAGACAAAUGCUGACAGUAGAAAAGGGAAUUCCCCCCUGCAAAUGACGGAUUGUGGAGUCUAUGCAUACCUCUCGUUGUGCAGCAUCUCCCUCGGGAAACUCUUCCCGGGGGACUGCAAUGUCGAGUUCAACGAAACGUACAUGAAAUCCCUCUGCAAAUAUUUUCACGUUAAGGAGACUCAGGAGAGUGUCAUGAUGGUUUUGCUGAAGGACGACUGUGGUCAGACAACUGAGCCUUACAUCUCAUUGCUGCUCAGAGAACCUGGCAUUGAUGGCCGAGGGAUCCUGGUGAUACAGUUGACUGUUUUCAUUGCUGUUCAAAGUGGCGAAUACGAUGCUCGACAGAGGGUACUCGUUCGAAAGCUUGCUGACAUGUUCGCCGUGCCAUUCGACCUGGUUGAGCUUUACGAGCAUUCCCUGGUGUCAUUGCUCAAUGACGAAGAGCCCUCUCAAACAGAGGAAGAGCAGAGGGCGAGUGCUCGCCGCCAGAGAAUGAAAAAAAUCAAGCGAUAUGCAUCUGUAGGCAUUGCAACCCUGGCGGGAGGUACUCUCAUAGGAUUGACUGGUGGUCUAGCUGCACCUCUGAUUGGUGUUGGAGUUGGAACGAUUCUGGGGGGUGCCACUACCGUUGCGUUGACAAGUGCUGCUGGUGUUACUAUCAUCGGGUCGAUCUUUGGCGUCGCUGGAGCUGGAUUAACAGGGUACAAAAUGAACAAAAGAGUUGGUGAACUUGAGGAGUUCUCCUUUCAACCCCUCAACUGCGCUUCUGAAACUGACAGCCAGCUCCACAUCGCCAUAGCGAUCACUGGCUGGCUGAAAUCAGAAGACCAGGCCGCGAUUUUGAAACCGUGGCGGUGUCUAGCCAUCUCCAGGGAACAAUACGCCCUCAGAUACGAGACCAAAUAUUUGAUAGAACUCGGCCAAGCACUAGAGUACAUCCUGAGCAUGGCAGUGUCCUUUGCAACGCAGGAGGCCCUCAAGUACACGAUAUUCAGUGGUCUCAUGUCGGCGAUUGCUUGGCCAACAGCCCUCCUCUCGAUAUCCUCGGUAAUUGAUAAUCCCUGGUCCGUCUGCUGUCGACGGAGUUCGGAAGUCGGCAAACAUCUCGCUCAUGUUCUUCUCAGUCGACAGCACGGCAAGAGACCAGUGACACUUAUCGGAUAUUCAUUAGGAGCGCGAGUUAUAUUCUACUGUCUUCGCGAGAUGAGUGAGACGGGGGGAAAAAAUGCCUUUGGAAUAAUUCAGGAUGCAAUACUUCUCGGGGCACCUGUCACAGCCAAUGAGCAGCAGUGGAAGAAGUGUACCAGCGUCGUAGCAGGGAGGAUUGUCAAUGGGUAUGCCAGGACUGACUGGCUUCUGAGGUUCCUGUAUAGGACUUUUUCUAUGACGACGGCUGUCGCUGGCCUCAUGCCCCUGGACUAUCCCGGAAUUGAUAAUAUUGAUUUAGCAACGGUUGUUGGAGGGCACAUGGAGUAUUCCGAGAAGUUGGAUGAUAUCUUGAGGUUCGUGGGGGUCAAGCUCCGGUACGGUGAGAUUCUGGAUGAUCAGGGGUUAUUGAAGAAUUCCACGUCAGAGUAUGAUCAGAAGGCGUAUCUCCAACGGACUAAGAGUGCAGGAGGAUUAAGGGAAUCCAAAUCUGAUACUUGUCUUGCAUCGAAGGUUCUUCCAGGUGGAAUGAAAAAUCAAAUUGAACCCACCAAUCCGUCCGUCAAUUGAUAGUUGCAUAGUCAAUUGGUAAAACACAAUGACAUAAUCAAUUUGAGAGCAAGAAAAUUUUGAAAGAAACCUCGCAGCUUUACUGCGCUUUUUUUCUCUAAAAAAUUGUCCGACUGAAGCUAUUUCACAGAGGAUUAAACAAUAAGUGCUGAAUAGCAUAAGCCAAACGAUUGAGGACCAUUCGAGCCUUGCAGAAUUUCCAGAUAUCGCAGAAAUAUUUCCAUGUUACCAAUAAUUUUUUUAUUACUCUAUGUACAAAUGAUAAAUAUUAGAUAAUUCUAUUUAUACAUUACCUCCAUAUAAAGUGUAUUUAAUGCGCAACUACCAGAUACAUAAAAUUAUUUAUUGAAUUGAAAAA